UUCUUCCAUGAUGUGUACAUUAAGAUGAAAGAAGACAAAGAAAUUAGCAACUACUGCAAAUUUGACAGCCAUUUGUUGACAUCAUUCACAUCGUCCCUAUAUGUAGCUGGUCUUUUUUCUAGUUUUUUUGCCUCAUCAGUCACCAGAGCAUUUGGUCGAAAAGCGUCAAUCCUUCUUGGUGGAGCUAACUUCCUGGCUGGUGCAACACUUGGUGGAGCUGCUUCUAAUAUCUAUAUGCUUAUACUUGGCAGAGUUUUAUUAGGUGUUGGUGUUGGUUUAGCGAAUCAGGCUGCACCAUUGUAUCUGUCAGAAAUGGCACCAACCAAAUACAGAGGAGGAUUCAACAAUAGCUUUCAACUAAGUGUAAAUAUUGGAGUUUUAAUAGCAAACCUUGUAAAUUAUGGCACUCAGAAGGUCAAAGGUGGGUGGGGAUGGAGAGUCUCACUAGCUAUGGCUGCAGUUCCAGCAUCCAUGUUAACAUUAGGUGCGUUGUUCCUCCCAGAUACCCCCAACAGCUUGAUUCAACGCACGAAUGAUCGCGAAAAAGCUAAAAGAAUGCUGCAAAGAGUCAGAGGCACUGAUGAUGUACAAGCAGAACUUGAUGAUCUUAUCUUAGCCAGUGAAAUUGCAAAACCUAUCAAACACCCUUUCAAGAACAUUAUACAAAGAAAAUAUAGGCCUCAACUUGUCAUGUCCAUAGCGAUACCAUUCUUCCAACAAGUGACAGGAAUCAAUGUCAUUGCAUUCUAUGCUCCUGUCCUGUUUCGAACGAUUGGACUAGGGGAAAGUGCAGCUCUUCUGUCUGCUGUUGUGACAGCGUCUGUUGCAAUUGCUACCACUACCCUGUCAAUGCUGAUUGUCGAUAAAGUUGGCCGAAGACGGCUGCUGAUUUUUGGGGGAAUACAAAUGUUUGUUACGCAAAUGAUAGUAGGAGGCUUAAUAGGGGCUAAUCUAGGGGAUCAUGGUGGAGUGAGUAAAGCUAUAGCC
Messenger RNA from Capsicum annuum, 987 nucleotides. RefSeq names its product hexose carrier protein HEX6-like. The transcript is spliced from 2 exons. Gene Ontology annotation, cellular component: membrane. NCBI's taxonomy places the organism in Eukaryota, Viridiplantae, Streptophyta, Magnoliopsida, Solanales, Solanaceae. The annotation marks the transcript as partial. Gene Ontology annotation, molecular function: monosaccharide transmembrane transporter activity. Gene Ontology annotation, biological process: monosaccharide transmembrane transport. The record is from RefSeq and is a predicted model, not a curated record.